Rhinolophus ferrumequinum (greater horseshoe bat) is the source of this 1914-nucleotide messenger RNA. RefSeq names its product fatty acid desaturase 2-like protein FADS2P1. Gene Ontology annotation, biological process: lipid metabolic process. Bases 1 to 1449 code for a protein of 482 amino acids. Gene Ontology annotation, cellular component: membrane. Gene Ontology annotation, molecular function: oxidoreductase activity, acting on paired donors, with oxidation of a pair of donors resulting in the reduction of molecular oxygen to two molecules of water. The transcript is spliced from 12 exons. NCBI's taxonomy places the organism in Eukaryota, Metazoa, Chordata, Mammalia, Chiroptera, Rhinolophidae. The record is from RefSeq and is a predicted model, not a curated record.
AUGACGUUUGAAGAAAAGCACGCCGGCAAUGGGAGCCAGGUAGGAAAGAGUGAGCCGUACCUAGGGGAGAAGCAUCAGGCAAAUGGGAAACCUAUAGCGAAUGGGAAAACCCAGGUCUCCGGAAAGCAGGAGGCACAUGGGAAGUGUGACGUGCCCAGGAAAAGCCUCAACGUGUAUAGCUGGCAAGAGGUCCAGAGACACAAUCAGGAGGCCGACCUAUGGCUGGUGAUCAAUCGCAAGGUCUACAAUGUUACUGGCUGGGUCGACAGGCAUCCAGGUGGGCGCCGGGUCCUCAGCCACUACGCGGGAGAAGACGCCACGGAUGUCUUCAGAGCCAUGCACCUGGAGCUUGACACUGUUCAACUGUACCUUAAGCCACUGCUCAUCGGAGAGCUUGCCCCGGAAGAGCCCAGCCAGGAGAGAAACAAAAACUCCCAGUUGGUGGAAGAUUUCCAGGAAUUGCGGAGGACAUUAGAGACUAUGAACAUGUUCAACGCCAACUUGGUGUUCUUUUCUCUUCAUUUCAUCCAGAUUUUGAUUUUGGAAGCCCUGGCUUGGCUAAUGCUGUGGUAUUUUGGCAAUGGUUGGCCAAUUACAAUAUGCAUUUCCUUUCUUCUCACAAUUUCUCAGGCUCAGAGUUCAUUUUUACAGCAUGACAUAGGACAUCUUUCCAUAUUUAAGAAGUCCAAGUGGAACCACCUGAUGCACAAAUUUGUGAUGUGUCAUCUCAAGGGCCUGUCAACAAAGUGGUGGAAUCACCGACACUUCCAACAUCAUAUAAAACCAAACAUUUACCCGAAAGACCCAGAUAUUGAUGUGGGCCCACUUUUCCUGAUUGGGGAUUUGCAACCUGUCAAGUAUGGCAAGAAGAAAAUCAAAUACAUCGACUAUGAAAAGCAGCACCUGUACUUCUACCUGGUCGGGCUUCCCCUCCUCAUGCCUGUAUAUUUCAACCUACAAUCCAUGCAAGUGAUGUACCUCCAAAGGUAUUGGGGGGAUAUUGCCUGGGUCAGCAGUUUUUACAUCCGCUAUUUCAUCACAUUUGGUCCUUUCUAUGGAAUCUUCGGAACAGUGUUGCUCAUAUAUUUUGUCAAGUUUCUUGAAAGUCCUUGGAUUGCAUGUGUUACACAGAUGAGCCACAUACCAAUGAAAAUGAGCGAAGAGGAGAACCGAGACUGGUUCACUACUCAGGUCUUGGUCACCUGUAAUGUUGAACAGUCCUUUUUCAAUGACUGGUUCACUGGACACCUGAACUUCCAAAUCGAGCACCAUCUGUUCCCCACUAUGCCGCGCCAUAAUUAUCACAAGGUGGCACCCCUGGUGAAGUCACUGUGUGCCAAGUAUGGAUUGCAGUAUGUGAAUAAGCCCUUGUUGAAGGCAUUUGGAGAUAUUGUCAGGACCUUGAAGAAAUCUGCAGCCCUCUGGAUGGAUGCUUACUAUGAAACAUGACGCAGAACGUCAGUCUCGACAUGCAUGUAAAUCCAUCUCUGUAGGGGGCUGGUGAAUGUGUAAGAGCUCUACCUGUCAGUACCACUAGCAUACCUGAGGGUGCCAGGAUGGUGAAUUCCAAGGACAUAUAUUAACCCCUUCCCUGAAGAUUUCCUCUGCAAAUAAGAAGCACAGGAAACACAUGAUGGCUCUGGCCGGGUGGCAAAAGGAAAUGGGAGCCCAAUGUUUUUGUUUUUUCAAUAGGAUCUUGAACUUAGUCCAACCAAUAGACCUUAGUCAAUUCAUCUCAGUCUCUGGGGCAUAAACAGGAGCCAUGGGAAAGGUUUACUGAUGAAAUGGACAUAGAAAGAAAUAGGCCAUGUAGAGACCUCCAAUGGGGCACUUUUCAAAAAACAGUGCAAUUGAUCUUAGAAGAGAAUCAUGUACUUAGAAAUUCCUGUUGAAGCACUGAUUUUUUUGCUUAUU